This is a messenger RNA of Carassius auratus (goldfish), 1726 nucleotides long. Its product is annotated as hornerin-like. Bases 69 to 1532 code for a protein of 487 amino acids. Gene Ontology annotation, molecular function: peptidase inhibitor activity. The record is from RefSeq and is a predicted model, not a curated record. The transcript is spliced from 5 exons. NCBI's taxonomy places the organism in Eukaryota, Metazoa, Chordata, Actinopteri, Cypriniformes, Cyprinidae. Gene Ontology annotation, cellular component: extracellular region.
GCCACAUUAUUAUUUGUGUGCAUUGUUGUCCACUCUUCAAUUCAGUGCAUUUUAUAGUAGGGCUCAUUAUGAGAUUGCAGGUUGGGACGAUGACGGCUCGAUUGUACUGCUCAUUGAUUGUGGUUUUAUGUUGUCUUUCUGGAUACUUGAGCACAACAGAUGGUACUCAAGGACAAACUGCAGCAAAGCCAGGAGAGUGUCCACCUCAAACAUCUGGAAGCUUGUUUAAUGGGUCCUGUAACAGUGACUCUGACUGUCCCAACGAUGAGAAGUGCUGUGGAAGUGGACAUUACUGUACAGCUCCUUAUACAGUGAAGCCGGGUCAGUGUCCCAAACCGCAGAGCGUUCCAGAAUGUGCUGACAUCUGUUUCCAUGAUGGCCAGUGUCCUGCCACACAGAAAUGUUGUCCAACCACCUGUGGCCAUGCAUGUAGUGAACCAAGUGUUCAGGAAAGUGAUCAGGAAAGCAGUCCGCAAAGUGGUCAGGGAAGUGGUCAGGGGAGCGGUUAUGGUCAGGGAAGCGGAUAUGGUUAUGGUCAGGGAAGUGGUUAUGGUAGUGGUCAGGGAAGUGGUUAUGGUAGUGGUCAGGGAAGUGGUUAUGGUCAAGGAAGUGGUUAUGGUCAGGGAAGUGGUUAUGGUAGUGGUCAGGGUAGCGGUUAUGGUCAGGGAAGUGGUUAUGGUAGUGGUCAGGGUAGCGGUUAUGGUCAAGGAAGUGGUUAUGGUCAGGGAAGUGGUUAUGGUAGUGGUCAGGGUAGCGGCUAUGGUCAAGGAAGUGGCUAUGGUCAGGGUAGUGGUCAGGGAAGCGGAUAUGGUCAAGGUCAGGGAAGUGGUUAUGGUCAGGGAAGCGGAUAUGGUCAAGGUCAGGGUAGUGGUCAGGGAAGCGGUUAUGGUCAGGGACAGGGAAGUGGUCAGGGUAGCGGUCAAGGUAGUGGUCAGGGAAGCGGAUAUGGUCAGGGUAGUGGUCAAGGAAGCGGUUAUGGUCAAGGACAGGGAAGUGGUCAGGGUAGCGGUCAAGGUCGUGGUCAGGGAAGUGGACAGGGUAGCGGUCAGGGAAGCGGUCAGGGUAGUGGACAGGGAAGCGGUCAAGGUCAGGGACAGGGUAGCGGACAGGGUAGCGGUCAGGGUAGCGGUCAGGGUCGUGGACAGGGAAACGGUCAGGGUAGCGGUCAAGGUCAGGGACAGGGUAGCGGUCAGGGAAGUGGACAGGGUCGUGGACAGGGUAGCGGUCAGGGUAGCGGUCAAGGUCAGGGACAGGGUAGCGGUCAGGGAAGUGGACAGGGAAGCGGUCAGGGUCGUGGACAGGGAAGCGGUCAAGGUCAGGGACAGGGUAGCGGUCAGGGAAGUGGUCAGGGUAGUGGUCAAGGUCAGGGACGGGGUAGCGGUCAGGGUCGUGGACAGGGAAGCGGUCAGGGUCGUGGACGGGGUCGCGGACAGGGUCGUGGUCAGGGUCGCGGACAGGGAAGUGGUCAGGGUAGCGGUCAGGGACAGGGAAGUGGACAGCGUCGUGGACAGGGUGGCGGUCGUGGACAGUGAAGCGGUCAGGGAUGUGGACGGGGAUGUGGGAGACGUGGUAAUUGAAAUGGUCCUGGGCAUUUUGCAUAAUACUUGGAGAUCUCUUCAAUUCAGUGCUUUAUUCAUAUGGCAGGUUUUCCCUGUUUGCUUAAACGGUUUGGAAAGCUUUCUGGUCUGUAUCCCCAGCAGCCUCAAAUAAAUAAAAAUUAUCUGAA